AAUAAAGAAUAAAGUACUGGUAUACCUCUGCUACUUGCUGAAUUCAAGGAAAUAGAGGGAGUUAUUUCCUGGACCAAUCACACGACUGUGUCAAGGAUUUGGGCUACCUCUUAUACUGGUCGAAAAACAAAGUUGUGCUCAUUAUAUUUCUUUUAAAUGAACUUGUUCUCUACAAUCGCUUGGAAACGGAUGAAAGUUGUGUGUUUGUUUAGUAGAUCAGAGACCAUCAUACCUACUGAACUACUUGAUUGGGAUUCUCCAGCAUGGCACGUAUAGGAAUGAAUAUUACGGGAGUUUCUGCGACAAUGAAGACUGACACAUCUCCGCUCAUGUCAUCUGACUUUUACAUGACCUCGUCAGGUCUCUCGAUAUUUGGCGCGAACAUGAGCGAAAAUGUGACUGUUACCAACUUCACCGACGCAGUGGUGCCAGUCGUGUGGUCAUGGAUACCGAUCAGUUGGGAAUGGUGGGAGGUGAUUCAGUUGAUCCUAGCCAUCGCUGGCAUCAUCGGAAACUCCCUGGUGAUGUUGGUACUCUUCCGUGUCAAGAAAAAGCUUUGCUCCACCGAUACCCUGAUCGCUGGGUUGGCUCUGGCCGACUUCUUGACGUCGGUGUUCAUCAUUCCUCACGCUCAAGUGAAGACGCUUCCAGACACCGUAGCAGCGCAGCUCUACUGUCGGAUCAUCCACUCCAAUUCCCUCAUGUGGACAUCCAUCUGCGCGUCCAUAUUUACCCUCACCACCAUCUCAAUAGAAAGGCUCAUGGCUGUGAGGUACCCGAUCAUAUUCAAGCGAUUCUUUACCUCCAGAACAACGUCCCUCGCAAUAGGUGGCAUAUGGAUAAUCUCCUUGGUCAUCAACACCGUCAGUUUCUACAUCCACUACAUCUUCGAAGGAAAUUGUGCUUUGGGCUUCCCGACGCCAUCUUUCCAGAAGUUCAUCGGAAUCUUCUUCUUCAUCUCAGAGUACUUGGUACCCGUAUCAGUCAUGAUCCUGGCCUAUGUAUUCACCAUCCGAACCCUUCGAGAGCGCGCCCAGCCUUACUCCGCUGAAAACCAGAGCCGGCGGCCGAAUAAACUUUUUUUGGUGGCCCGACGUCGCGUCAUAGAAAUUCUCUUUAUCGUUGUCGUUAUCUUCAUCAUCUGCUGGACGCCUGAUCAGUUUGGAUUCCUUGCUGUCACCGUCGGUAUUAUCGACUUCUCGCACUUCGACAGCCCCCUCUACCGCUCCUUCGUAGUCCUUGCUUUCGUCAACUCCUGUGCGAACCCUAUCAUCUACGCCGCCAGGAACCCGAACUUCAGACAGGCUCUCAAAGAACUCUUUAGGAACGUACCGUCUAUCAGACUUCAAUCUGUCUUUGCAGUCAUAGAUGAGACUAGCAACGCCACUACUGAUACAAAUGUCACUAAAUUAUCGUCUGUUGACAACACAGUCGUGUAAUUAUUUAUCAUUUAAGUCCUAUUCAACACGAGGAGUAGGUUUCAGUAGGGUCACUGAUUUUAGAGGUCUGUCCUCAAUGUGAACAGUGUGGAGAGCGUCGAUGAUGACGUGUUUAAUGUGCUUGAUGAACUCAAAAAAAGGUUAAUGAUAACAAUGUUAACUAAAUGGUUAAGAUUUCUUCAAGGUAGCGCUUUUGAUCAUUUUUUCGUAUAGUUACUCACUACAAUAGCUUUAUUCAUUUAAAGUUUGUAAAGGAAGUAAUGUCGAUGUUUUGGGGUCUUGUUCUUCGUACCGAAGAUGUAGAAUAUAUGUCAAUCGAACUUGUAAGACAUGAACGCACGGAUGAUAGUUUUUACAUUAGUCGUUUAAUAUAUGAUUUCUCUUUGAGAGUUUGAGAAUCGUUUUUUUUCGUGUAAUUUGGGGAAAUUCUCCUCUUUUUUUUUGCGGAACAUUUCUGAAUGUUUAUAACAAAAAU
Strongylocentrotus purpuratus (purple sea urchin) is the source of this 1914-nucleotide messenger RNA. Its product is annotated as galanin receptor type 2-like. The transcript has 2 exons. Lineage: Eukaryota; Metazoa; Echinodermata; Echinoidea; Camarodonta; Strongylocentrotidae. Gene Ontology annotation, cellular component: membrane. Bases 264 to 1439 code for a protein of 391 amino acids. Gene Ontology annotation, biological process: G protein-coupled receptor signaling pathway. The record is from RefSeq and is a predicted model, not a curated record. Gene Ontology annotation, molecular function: G protein-coupled receptor activity.